AGAGAGGAGGAGAGAGGGAGAAAGUGAGCUCACGUUCACACAUUGGUGAAGAGGCUGGUCUUGCAAUGCCUUUGAAUAUUUUACUUUUAGGCAGUUCCUCAUCAGUCAGCCACACACAUCCGAGGCGAGCUGAAGCUAACUACAGCCAUGGACAGCACUAGGAGAUCUCACAUCUAAUCGCACGCAUCGUUCCUCCGGGAUAUUCUUGAAAUUCCACAUCCAAACACGCUGACAGCAGCUGCACUCACACACACACACACACUCACACACUCACACACACAUCCACACGCCGCAGAGCCGCCGAGCAAACACCUUGUCUCUCCUCUCGCAGGAUAUACCCGCUCACACACAUCUCUCUUUAUCUCCUCCUGGCUUCCCGGAGGAUCCUGCCGGCUGUUUUUCAUGGAGAAAGUCCAGGGAGAAAUGGAGAUUGAGAGAUGGGAAAGAAGUGAAGAAAUUUCAGACGCAGAAAAAAAGGUUAUUCAAGAGAUAUGGAGCAGAGUAUAUGCAAACUGCGAGGACGUUGGGGUCUCCAUACUCAUCAGGUUUUUUGUGAACUUCCCCUCGGCCAAGCAGUACUUCAGCCAGUUCAAGCACAUGGAGGACCCUCUGGAGAUGGAGAGGAGCCUGCAGCUGCGCAAGCACGCCCGGAGGGUCAUGGGGGCCAUCAACACCGUGGUGGAGAACCUCAACGACGCUGAAAAGGUCUCCUCUGUGCUGGCCCUGGUGGGCAAGGCCCAUGCCCUCAAGCACAAAGUGGAGCCCAUCUACUUUAAGAAACUCACUGGUGUGAUGCUGGAGGUGAUUGCUGAGGAAUACCCCAACGACUUCACCCCCGAGGCACACGGAGCCUGGACCAAGAUGAAGACCCUCAUCUGCACCCAUGUGACAGCAGCCUACAAGGAGGCAGGCUGGGCUCAGUACCCCACUGCCACCCUGUGAGCGCCCAGGGGGCCACCAGAGGGGCAGGGAGGGCUUUGCUCACCCCAGGACUUCGCUCUGGUCUCCUCUCAAGAUCUUUGCUCGGUUUGGGGAGCCCGGCAGGGCCAGUUCUGUCAGCUGCCAAGUCACAAUUUGAUCUCCAUGGGGUUUAAAAACAAACUAAACAAGCCAAAAAAAGCCACAGAACCAUGAAGGGUGUGGGUGGGUCGGGGUGAAGCAGUUGCAGGGGACGCUGGAAGGGGAUGCAGAGAGUGAGGGGAGAGCUUUGGUUGUUGGCUCCAUCUUCCUGUCCUGGCCUGUCCAUCACCACCUCCCAAAUCCUGCACCUCACUUGCACCAUCUCAAAGCCUCUUGCACAAGUGCUGCUGCCCCGUUCACUGAUGAACAACACAACCCUCAUUUUCCACGUGAGGCCCCUGGCUAAAGCUGGAGCCCCUGACUGCACCGAGAACUUUGCUUUGCUUUGCACUUUGUGUGUCACCUGGCAGGGCUGACAGCCAGAGCCUCUCUGGGUGCUCCAGGUGGGCAGCAGAGCUCACCUGUGCAGUCACCCACAGUCCCUGUCCUGGGCUGGCUGCUGCAGCCCCUCUGGGCUGGGAGAGAAGCUGCCCCACAGCCCCAGAGAGGGGAAGGAGGGGGAUGCCCUUGGGGGAUCCCUCAUGGCUCAGAGCUUGGUGUGUGGGUGGGAUCCCUGUGCCACAGGUGGGGAGCUGGUGAGUCCCCCCACAGCUCCCUGAGGAGGGGUUUGGAUGGAGCAUGGUGUGCCCUGGGAGCUGCUGUGUGUCGGUCUGUCUGUCCUCUCAGUGACAAGGGGGGUCAGGCUGUGAUUAGGAGGAGGAAAGAUGGCACAGACACAUCAGGAGGGAUUCUGGUUAUGAGGAAAGGUCCCUUCUCUGUUAACAUCCAUAAAUACCUUGUACACAUUCCUGCCCUCAUGGUGAGACUGGGCUCCUCCAAACAAAGUGCCUGGUAGAAAUCAGCCCAUGCAGGAGCUGAGUCCCUCCUGGGGACAGCAGUGCUCCUGCCUGUGCCUGACAGAGGCUUCUCCCACACCCCCCAAACGUGGCUGCAGGGCUUGGAGCACUCAUCCCUCCUCCAACACCAACUCCUCCUGAACCUCCGGGUCAGUCUGCCUGGUUUGUGCCUCAGUUUCCCCUGCAGAUACGAAAAAGGGAGGAGGAGGAGCAGCCCCAUGUCCUCCUGCCCACAUGUGGUUGGAUUCAUAACAUUUCUGGGAACUGAAUGGCAAAGGAUUGAGGAUGAAAUGCCAGAUGUGCUGGGAAGCUUUGGAAUCCUUGGCACCCAAUAUUUCCCUGAAGGCCUGUGCUAUUUUUAGAGCUCAGGCGUCAAGGGCAAUGUUAUCUGUGGCAGUGGGAGGAGGGUUCCCUUUGAGAUUCCCUCUGGCCUGGCUCCACCGCUGUCCUGGAGAGCUGGCAGCUCCUGAGAGAGCCCAGCUCCUCUCCUGGUGCCAGCUGGACAGGCAGCCAGCCCAGAGCUCCACCUGGCAUCCCCACAGCCACCCUGGGGCCAUCCCUCACCGUGGGUCACUGCCCCAGGCUGACCUCCCUCCUCCAGAGCAGACAGACAGACAGAACCUCCUGCUUGGCUCACCUGUGCUUUCCACCACUCCCAGGAACAAAACAGGUUUAUUGUGUCUCAAAACAGCCCCAGGACUCCAAUAAUGUCACUGCAGCCACUCUGGCCUUGCAGUCCUUUCCUUCCUGCAUCCCACAGUGCCACUGAUGGAGAGGAGCAAUGGGGCCUGGGGCAAUGGCACCUCCUGGGUGGCACCAACAGCUGGGCACAGCUGUCCUGGGCAUGGCAGGGUGCAGGGGGUGUGAAAGGAAGGGACAGGCACAGGGUGACAAGUGAUGCUGCUUUGUUCAUGGGGCUGUCAGAGUCAGCAUGCCCAGAACCCAGCCCACAGCCUGCCCUGGUGGAGGUGCCAAUGGCUGCAGCUCCAGCUCACUCUGGGCUGUCACAGAGGCUGCUCAGCCCUCAAACAGCUGCUGCUGCCUGGGUGGGGAUGGAUGGGAGAAGCCUGCUCAGCCAUUGACUCCCCUCCAGUGCAGGGCUGGCAGGGAUCCCUUGGAUCAAGACUGUUAGGUGAUGUCUGUGUGUGUGCACACCACGGCACUCACGAGCUCUGCUGGCUCCUGCCAAGGCCUGGGGGCCAGCAGCACACAUUUCUGAGCAGUUCAUGCACUCCCUGUGCUCUGCACAUGCUGGGCCAGGGGUGUUUCUGUACAGGGACGUUUCCUCUUUAGACAAAAUUUUGCACAUUGACCUUUGAGGUUAAUAAUCUCCAGGUGGGAAUUUUAUUUUUGCAGCGCAAACCCUUCCCCUCCCUUCCCACAACCAAAACUGGGCUCCCAGUCUGCAGAGAAGCCACUUUGGAGCGUCUGGAAAUUCUCCAUGUUCAUACCCAACCUACCCUUGUGCCUUGGCUUUUGGGGGGCAGCAGCAGGGAGGUCCCCCCACCUCCCCAUUAAACAGUGCUUUGGUUUCUCCUUUCUUUUUUUACAUCCCCCGAAGAGUUGACCCACGGCCUCCUGCACCACGUGUGCGUGUGCUGGGCUUGGGGCUUUUUCCAGGCACUUUUUCCUAAAGCAGAUCCAGAUGUGUGCAGCUGCUGUCCCUCGAGGAGCACCCCCGAUCAGCCAAAUCGCAGCCCACUCCAGUAGAGGCAAACAAAACCACGUUUAUUUUUAUUUUUAUCAGCUUGCUAGGAAGUGACACGGAGCAGGAGGGCGGCGGGGCAGGGCUCGGGAAGGGCUCGGGAAGGGAGGAGGAGAUGGAGAUGAAACGAACGCCCCCUCUCUGCUCUGCUGAAACCCAGCACCGUCCUCAUCUGGGGAGAGAUAAAGAUCAACAGAGCGAGGGAAAAGCGCCAUUCCAGAGUGACAGGGCUGAUAAAUGCCGUGUGGCAGAGCAGCGAGGAAGGGGGGGCAUGUCCUGGCUCUGUGCACGGCUCUCUGGCACACACACCCACCCAGGGAAUGCACAGCCAUUCCCUGUCACUGCCACCUACUGCUCCCUCAGUCCCACCACAGCUGAUUGGGGGCCCCUUGUCCCCUUUUGUUCAGGUCUUGCUCUCUGGGGCUUGGCCUUUCACUCCUGGCACGCUUAGGCCGAGCUAAGGGCACGCUUAGGCCGAGCUAAGGGCACGCUUAGGCCGAGCUAAGGGCACACUUAGGCCAAGCUAAGGGCACACUUAGGCCGAGCUAAGGGCACGCUUAGGCCAAGCUAAGGGCACACUUAGGCUGAGCUAAGGGCACGCUUAGGCUGAGCUAAGGGCACGCUUAGGCCAAGCUUUGCUCUCCUUGGGGGUGGCAAUUGGGGACCAGCUCUCAAACUCCUUUCCCCAGGGCUCGCAGGUGAGAAGUUGAGGCUCAGGGCAUCGCUGCCAGCACAUGCUGGGCCCAGCUGGUCUCUGCCCUGCACCCCCAGACCCAGCCAGCCCCUGGCUCUGCCAGCACCUUGGCAUUAUCAUCAGGGCUGGGCCUGGAGCUGUGAUCCAGGGGGAACGCCUCUGUGCCCCCUGCCAGAGGUGGGGAAAUGCUGAGUGAGGGGGGAUUUGGUGCCCCCCUUGAGCCCCUCAUCCUGGCUCUCUCUGGCAGCACUGCUCCCAUCAGCCAGCUCCUGUCCCCUCGCUGCAGCUCAGUGUUUGCUCAGAGGGAGCUGAGCCCUGGGGAAUGGGGGCACUGGGCUGGGAUGGGGCACAGACCCACCCACCCUGUCCCCACUCCAUGGCCAACAUUCAUGGCAGGUUUAGUUCUGCAGACACCCCCCAACACCACCAGAACCCUUAUGGGCCUCGUGCCACCACCCUCAUCUUCUCUUGGGGAUGACAAAUCCCCAGGGCAGCCUGAGCUUCCCCAGGGGAUCCUCUCACAUCUCUGCCCCUUUGUCCCAGGAGAGAGGUCACAGUGUCCCCCCAGGGCCUGAGGGGAUGCUCAGACACUUCAAUGGGGACCAGAUUCCACUUGGCUGGACUCUGGUGCCAGAACUCAGCCUGCCCCUGGCCAUGGGGAAGCUGCCCUGCUGUGGGGAUCUGCGGCCAGCACCACCAAUGCCAGGCACAGGGAUCAAAGGGAAACCCACACGCUGACCUUGGACCAGCUGAGGGAAAGGGAGGGCCAAAUCCACCCACCUGGCCUGACCUCUGUGCCAGGCUGCCAGUUAUUUUCCAUAGCUGAAGUUGUCUCUCAGUGUUGGUGUGUCUGCCCCAGCCCCAGCGUGCCCCACAGCCAUGAGUGUGGUCUGAUGUAACCCUGUGUCUCUCCUGUUCCUGCUGCAGAUCCUGUUCAUGUUCGUGUUCCUCGGCGCUUCCGUGCUGGUUUUAUACCUGCCUUCCGUGUUUAUGGGUGUAACUUUGGUUUUUUUCUUUUUGUAGGUUUUUAGUAUGUUUGUAACCGGACAAAAUGGUGUUAUUAAACUGAAACUUGUAUCUUCAGUGGAUAAAUCAAUCAAACCCCUCUCCA
Melospiza melodia melodia is the source of this 5426-nucleotide messenger RNA. It is a transcript of the gene CYGB, whose product is annotated as cytoglobin. The transcript is spliced from 3 exons. Lineage: Eukaryota; Metazoa; Chordata; Aves; Passeriformes; Passerellidae. Gene Ontology annotation, molecular function: heme binding; oxygen binding; oxidoreductase activity. The record is from RefSeq and is a predicted model, not a curated record. Gene Ontology annotation, biological process: oxygen transport. The coding region runs from base 403 to 942 and encodes 179 amino acids.